CGCGGGCUCUUUCUAUUUCUUUCUCGCUGCUGUGGGAGCGCGAGCGCGGUUCGGAGCGGCUGCUGUGUUCCGCUGAGCGGCGCGUGGCGAGUUGCACAGCGAUUUGCUUUCUUGUGCGCGCGCGCAAAGUCACGAGCGCCGUGUGUGAAGCCGCGUGGAGCAGGUUAUGAGAGAAGCAUGGAGUUCCCAGACCAUAGCCGCCACUUGCUGCAGUGCCUGAGUCAGCAGCGUCACCAGGGCUUCCUGUGCGACUGUACGGUGCUGGUUGGUGCAGCGCGGUUCCGUGCGCACCGGGCCGUGUUGGCGUCGUGCAGCAUGUACUUCCAUCUUUUCUAUCGGGACCAGCUGGACACCCAUGACGUGGUGCGAUUGAACAGUGACAUCGUGACCGCACCGGCAUUCAGCUUGCUCCUAGAGUUCAUGUACGAGGGUAAGCUCGAGUUUAGUACGCUGCCGGUGGAGGACGUGCUGGCCGCCGCUAGUUACCUGCAUAUGUAUGACAUUGUCAAAGUGUGCAAGGGAAGACUGAAAGAAAAGGAGCUGUCCUGCCUGGAUGAGAAACUUGUUGACAGUGUGAGUCUGAGCUGCCUGGACAGAGAGAGCUUGUCUGACAGGGAGAUAGAGCCCAGCAAAAUCCCCCUGAGAGGCCAAAUGGCAGAUGACAUGGACAUGGAUGACAUCACAGAUUGCAAUAGGCCGGCACUGGCAAGGCAGAAGGCUAACGGUCACCUCGGCGGGUCUCCGGACCUUGUAGGUGUCAAUUAUGUGUCAGCCGAGGCCGAGGCCCGUGUGCGAACAGCUGGAAAAACGAAUGUGGACGUCAGCGGUGCGUCCCAAAGGUCCCGGGCGCCCGAUGACACGGACAGUGCGCUGGACUUGUCUUUGAAGGCGCUGUCGGGCAGAGAUGUGGGACAGCUGGCCCUCGACAGGCAGCAGCAGGGCAUAGAGAUGCACGCUCGAGACGAACACGGCACACUGUCAGUGAAGGAGGAGGGCGGGGGUGCCAGCUUUGGGAAUAGUGUGCCCAUGACAGGGUUCGAUGCCCUCUUUCGGGGCAAAAAUGGCACUCUGCUGCCCCCGGAGGAGCACCUGAUGAUGGAAGAUGACGAGGAGGAGGUGGUGGGGUUGGACGCUGAUGAAGAGGAGGAGGGGAUGGGAGGAAGGGUGGGGGUUUUAGUGGCACAAAGGGAACGUAGCCACAGCCGAGAGGGGAGCGAGGAGGCUCGAGGGAGAGGAGAAGUACACAGUGAGGAGGAAGAGGAUGACGAUGAGCUGGCCUCCACAGACAUCAGUGCACUCCUGCCACCAACAGGCACUGUUCCAGUCUGUGUGUGCCCUCUGUGCAGCAAGGCGUUCCCAACACCACAUGCCCUGCAGCCACACCUGAGCUCGCACUUCCGUGAGCGGGAGGGCGCACGCACCAAGCUCUCACCCGACACCUCAGUGCCCACAUGUGCUCAGUGUGGCAAGACCUUCUCGUGCGCAUACACAUUAAAGCGGCACGAGCGCACACACUCGGGCGAGAAGCCCUACACGUGUGCCACGUGCGGCAAGAGCUUCCAAUACUCGCACAACCUGAGUAGGCACGCCGUGGUGCACACACGUGAGAAACCUCACGCCUGCAAGUGGUGCGAGCGCCGCUUCACACAGUCAGGAGACCUGUAUCGCCAUAUCCGCAAGUUCCACUGCGCCCUCGUCAAGACCCUCUCUAUUGGAUAAGCACACUCCUUUUCUACUCGCAGAGCCUGUUUCUGACCUACAUAUGAAGUACUUAAGCACAGAGGGAUGUCCUUCUCUAAAGCCACAGUGGAUUUUGGUGACUAUGCACUCGAUGUUACAACUAAAAUAUCGGAUUCAGUAUUUUGCUGUAUUUUAAUGCACAGUUUAGGACUAUAGGUCCUAUCGGAGUCCCUCCACUCAGUGGAGAAGUAUCAAGUGAAGGUUUUUGAUGCGCUUGAUCAGUCCCUGGCAGCGUCAUCUGAAGUUAAAUGAGUUUUGUUUUGUUUUUUUGUCAUGUCGUAUCACAAAUGGUAUAAGUUUUGAAGAAAUUGUAUUGUACUGAAUGGAUGAAACAUUGUACUGAACAACUGAAACUUGUGGUUAAGUUAUACCUGCAAAAUAAUUGAAUCAUAGCUUCGUAAUUUACAGAUUUUUGAUUUCUGUUCAGGUUUAAGUCCUAACUGCUGAAUCCAGAAUGGCAGAGAAGUUGGUAAUGAUUUGGCUUUCACUUCUUUAUCACUAAUGGGGAAACAGGGGCAUGUGUUUCCUCUUGAAUUGGAAACAGUUUCUGAAGUAAUAAAAUGAAUGCAUCGGUCAUUUGUAAGGGCAAAUACUACCUUUUUAUUUUAACUAUUGCAGGUUUUUUUCUGCAAGAACUCGAAUGAAAUGGCUUUUUUUUUUUGAGAAGCUGAAUGAGGUGAAACACUGGAUGAAACUCAAAUAACCCACUUUUUAUUCAUUAGCUAGCAUUGUGUUCAUUUUGGUGGGUUUUUAUUAAUCCUAUUUAACUGAAAACACUAACAAUUAAAAAAUUUUUUCUAAUGGAACGUGAAUGUUGGAGCGUUUAUAUAUUUUUACUUAACUUUAUCCUUUCUUCCUACCUAACAUUUUUGAGUUGGCAGUUUUGGUUCAGGUUUUUUUUCCCCCCCCUUGUUGUUGUUGUGCUUUUUUUUUUUUUUAAAUAGUUAUAAUGACAAGAGGCACUAAAAGUCCACAUAAUCCUGUUUCAUUUUUCCUGAGAAAACUUGAUUAGAAUUAUUUAUUAGUUCUGUCGGUUCAGGGUUUCCUGUAAACAUCUGACAGUUGUGUUAGGUCCUAAUAUGUCAUAUGGGUACUGUUUUGGCUACACUGAAUGGAUUGAUUGUAAAAUCAGUUGCUGUAUUUCGGUUUAUCAUUUCACUGUAACUUGUGUAGAUAAGCCAUUUGAAUCACUGUCAAGAAUUGACUCUAGACAUGAUAAGACGCACUUGCUUUGUGCAUACAUAGACUGUACAUACAUACAUACACUGAUAUUCUGUAGGCUGCUAUUUCUAACUGUAUAUUUAUUGUAAAUAUGCAUUUUAUUUAUCUUUGUUUUCUUGACGACAUCUGGAAUCUCUCAGAUCUCUUGACUUUCGAAGUUGACGUCUUCCCUUGUUUUGUUGGUCUGUUUAAAGCCUGUAAUGCUGUAACACUGGGACAGAUGUAGCAGAUUCAGAAGCACAAUGUCACCAAGACUUGCAAUAGAUGAAGUCCGACAAUAAUGAUAGUUAAAAAAAAACAACAGGUAUUUAUUUAGGGAGUAACACAUCACAUUCUGAAAUGUUACAAACAAGUUUUUUAGUGUAAUAUUUCCUGUAAAAACAAAAGAGAGAGAAAGACAAACAUUAGGGUCGUUAAGGAUCUGAGCAAAGACGUGUGACUGUCACUGACUAGAUUACACUCUAAAAGCGUUUCGUUUUUGUUGCACAUUUGUUGGGCAGCUGUUUAAAAAGCGUCUCUGAAUUCAUCGAAGGGUCUUCAGCUGAAAUUUUCUGUGGAACACUGGAAAUUAGUAGAACUUACAUGAACAACUCUUAUUACAGAACGUUUUCCGAGAAUGUUGUAAUUCUAUUACUAAGCAGAACUGGAAAGUAGGUCUUUAUCUGAUGGUCUGUUUGAUGCAGCUAAUACUGACAAAUUGUAGGUGCUUUAUUUGAAGUGUGUGUGUGUGUGUGUGUGUGUGUGUGUGUGUGUGUGUGUGUGUGUUGAUGAGAAUCUGACUCCACUGAGGUUCAUACAGUAUGUUGAAGUAAUAUGCAUCGACUUGAUCUACACGGUAUGUGCCUUGUUGAUACACAUUAAUCCAACAGCAAAUUCAUUCACAUUACUAUUGGGCAUUAUUGUGGGCCUGUAAUUAUUCAAUCUGCACAAGCUGAAUGUUACUAAUGGAAAAAAGCAGCAUAAGGUGGUAACAUUGUGUUUGUGUUUGGUUCUCAUGUAUAAACUGAAGGUACGAUAAAUGUGUUUUUAUGAUAUAAAAUAUCACACCAUGUUAAAAGAACAGAAUAUUAUAAUAUUAGGCUGUGUAUAGUACAUAGAGGAAACAGGUGCAUUAUACUUGAAGUAACUUCCUGUUCGGAUGCGGCCAUGUGAUCAGCAGUGAGCCGAUAUUUUAAUCUCGUACAACCAGCAGGAGUGUAAUCGUGGAUAAUACAAGCACCAGUAAUAAUUCUUUAAGAUGUGCUUGGAUUUGAAAAAUCGAGCCAUUACUUAAGGCACAGAUAUGCUUUUCUUCAACAAAAGUGUGUAUGUAAGCAUCAGUACUGGAAUAUCGUCUUCUAAGGUUCAGACUGUGAAACUGUAUAAUCAUAAGAGUUAUUUAUUGAUUUCUUUCUUGUGCAAAUAUUUUACUGAGUUUGACUUAAGUAAUAAAAGAUGCUACUAAACGGAGAACAUUUUGAAUAGACUUUGUAGAAGUGCCAUUAGAUUUAAUAUAAUUUUUUGAUAAGAAACAUAUAUUUUAUAGGAAACAGAUGCGUUGAUGUUAGUGCUCUAGUGAAUGUAGGUGACAAUCUAUUUGAUUUAAAAAGCUUGUUGGAUUUUUUUUUUUUGACAGAUUAACGCUGUUAUGUUCCGACUUGGAAUUUGUUUGUGCUUUUUAUUUGCCGCUUUUGACGUGUACCCGUGUGUGUGCUGUGGAAAAAGUGACAAUCUUGAGCUAGGACUUUUAUUUCGAUUCUGUAUAGAUUAA
Molecule: messenger RNA, 4711 nt
Organism: Neoarius graeffei (lesser salmon catfish)
Lineage: Eukaryota; Metazoa; Chordata; Actinopteri; Siluriformes; Ariidae
Gene: zbtb42
Product: zinc finger and BTB domain containing 42
Exons: 2
Coding region: 178-1719 (513 amino acids)
Biological process (GO): regulation of transcription by RNA polymerase II
Cellular component (GO): nucleus
Molecular function (GO): RNA polymerase II cis-regulatory region sequence-specific DNA binding; DNA-binding transcription factor activity, RNA polymerase II-specific; protein binding
Source: RefSeq, a predicted model, not a curated record